AACCAAUAUUUUUGCACUUUGUUUCUUUCACAUUUACUUUUUGUACGAAUUUUGUUGUAAUUUUCAAUGAGUGAUAAAAAACCACGAAAAUUGAGUGAUGCAUUUUCACGGGGGAAGAGCAGCGGACAAUCUAUAAGAAAUCAGCAUUACCGUAGCAAUAAUGACAAAUAUUCCAAGAUUGAGGAAAAUUCAUCAGAUCGUUCAUCACGAUCGCAUUCAAACCAUUCAAAUCAGAAUAAGACCCUGCAGAGAUUGCAAAGUCAAAAAUCGGAAUUCCAAAGAAUGAGCUGUGACAUGCUGAAAGCCCAGGAGAAGCUCCAGAAUGAGUGUGCGCUUCUGCACAAAGAAAAUCAAGAAUUGAAAAAUCUCCUUGGAGAGAGGAAUGCGGAAAUUCAGGAGUUGACGCUAAAACUGGAGGAACUGCAAAACAGCAAAUUGUCCAGCAAGCAUUCGAGAUUUUUCAGUUUGAGACACAACUUUCAGAAUAUCUUUCAGCGAAGACGCACAAAGGAUGAGCUCGUUAGCAAAAAGAUCCUCCAAAAUGAACCCAAUUUCAGGACAACACUCGAGAAAAUGGAAAAAGACACCGACUUCAGGAAUGUCCCGCGAGUCCUCGUAGAAGCUGUGAAGGUUAUCGAAGCGAAUUUCAUGAAUGUAAUCGGUCUUUAUAGGGUAUCCGGGAAUUACGCCAUUGUACAAGAUAUGAGAUUUCAUAUAAACAGCAAUGACUACGAAGCAUUGCGAAAGCAAAAGGAUCCCCACACAAUAACUGGCAUUAUAAAGCUCUUGUUCAGGGAACUUGAGGAGCCACUAAUAUCCCUCAAACAUCUCGAUUUUCACAUUGAUGACAGCAAUUUUCUCGCCCUUAGUCGAGAAUAUCAAAUAAAGCAGGUUCUAAGUCUCGUAGAAACCCUCCCACCUGUGUACAGAGACACGCUUCAGUUCUUGAUGAAACACCUCAACAAAGUCAUCCACUUUCAAGGGAAUCAAAAUAAUGCCCAUUCACUGUCUGUUGUCGUGGGUGCAUGCAUCUUCUAUGAGCUGCUCUCUGAUGUUGACUUUCACAUGAACUUGGCUAAAUGCACCGUUUCCAAUAAAUGCAUUGAAAUUAUGAUUGAAGAUUAUUCAGCAAUAUUUGAACAAGUGUAGUUACCAAAAAUAAGAUAAUAAUUUUAAUAAAAAGUAAGAAAAAGAAUUAUUAAA
This is a messenger RNA of Lutzomyia longipalpis, 1203 nucleotides long. RefSeq names its product rho GTPase-activating protein 15 (gene RhoGAP16F). The record is from RefSeq and is a predicted model, not a curated record. Gene Ontology annotation, cellular component: cytoplasm. The transcript has 5 exons. NCBI's taxonomy places the organism in Eukaryota, Metazoa, Arthropoda, Insecta, Diptera, Psychodidae. The coding region runs from base 67 to 1149 and encodes 360 amino acids. Gene Ontology annotation, biological process: signal transduction; regulation of GTPase activity.